AUGAAGCCUACCGGGCCUGAUCUAUCAUUCGAGGCAUCCCCCGUCAAUGAUGUCGCCCUCGCACCGAGGUUGUCGACGAUCAGGACUGUGACGCUCGCCACCGGGAUGCUGCUGACGUACUUUCUUGGGGCAGCAUCAACAGGAUCAGUCACCAUCCUGAUACCGAGAAUGGCCAGCGAUCUCGGCAAGACGGAGCUUGAGACUCAAUGGGUUGCUUCGGCAUAUACAUUCGCUUUUGCUUGCGGCCUCAUCUUCUCGGGCAGACUCGCAGAUACUCUGGGACGAAGAAAGCUCUAUCUGGCCGGCUUAACGAUAUAUGCCGUCUUUGCUGUUGUCACUGGGGUGGUCAAGAAUCGGGUCGCACUCAGCCUGUGUCGAGCCAUGUCUGGGCUGGGAAUGUCUAUCGCCUCACCCGCCGGAUUUGGCAUCAUCGGGGCUACGAUUCGUCAUGAACCCGCGCGGACUAUAGCUUUUGCGGCUUCAGGUCUCGGCAACCCUAUAGGGGCGGUCUUUGGGAAUCUCAUCGGCGGACUAAUGGCCAGCAUCGGGCCAAACGGCUGGUCAUACCUGUUCUUCCUCCUGGCGGGUCUUGCGGCCCUUCUACUCGCUGGCGCAUUCUUCAUUGUCCCCUCUGACCCCGACGUCGGGAAGAAGUUUGACGAGCGCAUUGACUGGACUGGCGGGCUUUGCGUCACCGCGGGCAUCUGCUUGUUCACUUUCAGCCUCACCGAGUCUGGGAUAGCGGUCGAUGGCUGGAGAGCAUCCUAUGUUCCCGCUUUGCUCGCGACAUCACUCGUCCUCCUCGCCGUCUUUGUACUCUGGUCACUUCAUCUCGAGCAUCGGACGACAUUUCCGCCGAUCUUCAAGAUAUCGGUCUUCACCCGCCGGCACGGGCUGGUGGGUAUCACCCUGGCGUGCGUCCUGUUGAUCAGCAUGUGCAUCUUGGCCUGGAUCUACACAACGUCCAUCUUCUGCCAGAAUUACAAAGGCUUGUCGCCGCUGGCCAACGCCCUGGCCGUUCUCCCUGCGCCUAUCGUCGGUCUAUUCGCGGCGGCAGCCGUAGUCCUUCUCGCGCCUCGCGUGAGCACGCCACACAUCCUAUGCGUCGGCUCGGCAAUGACAGCGGCUUCAUCCAUCAUGUACGCCGCCUGGCCAGAAGGGACCAGCUUUUGGGCUUUGGAGUUUCCAGCGCAGCUCAUCCAUCCUUGGGGGACCGACUUCGUCUUUGGCCUGGGCAAUAUUCUGAUGUCCAACCUGGUCGACCAAAACGAGCUGUCUGUCGGCGGAGCGUUGUUUCAGACGUCCGGUCAAGUCGGCGGCGCCCUCGGGAUCUGCCUCAGCUCGCUCAUUUCGUCGGAAAUCGCAGAACAGGCAGGUAGCGUCCUAGCGGGCGUGCGAGCUGCCUUCUACUUUAGUGCCGCCUGUGGCUUCGCCGUUUCGGUCAUCGCUCUGCUCGGAUUCAGGAACGUCAAGCUGGCCAAGGACGUCGGACAGAUACAGUAG
Messenger RNA from Dioszegia hungarica, 1503 nucleotides. Its product is annotated as major facilitator superfamily domain-containing protein. Bases 1 to 1503 code for a protein of 500 amino acids. The record is from RefSeq and is a predicted model, not a curated record. The transcript has 12 exons. NCBI's taxonomy places the organism in Eukaryota, Fungi, Basidiomycota, Tremellomycetes, Tremellales, Bulleribasidiaceae. Gene Ontology annotation, molecular function: transmembrane transporter activity. Gene Ontology annotation, biological process: transmembrane transport. Gene Ontology annotation, cellular component: membrane.